CGGAAGUUGGGUGCAUGAAGCAGAAAUCUCUCUAACUAGCUGUAGUCAGAUAUGUUUAAACCAGCCACCAAAAAAGACCAAUGGCACUAAAAUUGCUACAGAUUUUAACUGUCCGUAUCUUUGAUUAUGCCCCUUUUCACGGUGCACUUUCAGGAGAAACCUCAUCAUACAGGCAAGUAAGGAGGAGGAUUAUAGUUAACUGUUAGCUGCAAGAUGAGUUCUCAAUAUGUGCUGAAGAAUGCCUCUACUCUCGCAUCAUACAAUGUCUUGCCUAAGGUCAUGUUUCGUGCACUCACCUUUCUGCUGAACAUGUUCACGCUGCGCUUUGUGUCCAAAGAGCUGAUUGGCGUGGUUAACGUCAGCUGGUGUACACUAUGUCUUCUUCGUCAGAGUCCUUGAGAGGGGACGGUAUGUCAUGCAGCAGAAACAGGUCAGAAAGCAGAGUCGGCCAAUCAAAUACCUGUCACUCAUUUCACCAUUUAUAAAGUUGGCUAUUACACACCUAAUAGCUCAUGCAUGUGCAUUGAUGCUUAUUGCUGAUUGGUCUGCAGGAGAAGGUUGCCAUAGCAGCUGAGGUUCUGGAGUGUCUGCUGAAGCUGGUGCUUGUGAUUGGUCUGAUCAUCACAGUGUUUGGUUACGCCUACUCUCACCUGGUUCUAGACCUCUAUGGGGAAUCAGCAAUGAUUUGAAUGAUCCAAUUCCUUAAGCUACUGUUUUUUUGUGAGUGUUUGUGUGUAAUAAUAUGUGUGUUUAUAUUGAAGGGCCCAGUCUAUUGUGAUGCUACAUCUCCUAUGUACUCCUGCUAGCCAUUAAUGGAGUGACUGAGUGCUUUGUCUUCACUGCCAUGAGCAAAGAAGAGGUCGACAGGUAUAACCUGGUGAUGUUGCCUCUGUCCAUCUCCUUCCUGCUCCUGUCCUACAUGCUGACAUGGUGGGCAGGGGGCAUUUGCUUCACCCUAGCUAAUUGUCUGAACAUGGGCCUGCGUAUCAUCCCCUGCGCGGCUUGAGGCCCUCCUCUUUCGUGCUACUGGCUCUUGCUCUAAGCGCAGUCUUCACCGCCUUCUCUGAGGGUGUGUUCUGUUGUGAUGGAGGAUGGUUACUAAGUCUGGUUCACAUCGCCGUGGGGCCCGGGUGUCUACUGAGUGUAUUUGUCACCGUUCUUCUUACGAAGACAAAACUUGUUCAAUUUGUUAAGAAUGAACUGUUACCUCGCUAUGGGAAGAAACACAGCUAAACCUGCCCAGCAGAGGAAAGAUAAGGACCUAUAUUAACUUGCCAGCUAUAAUGGCAGAGAGGAAAGGCGAGAGAGACAGAAUGGCAGAGGAUGGAUAGAGCAGAAGACAGUGACUUGGAAGGGAAUGUGGAAACGGCUGCAAUCCUAAGUAACCCUGUCAUGGACUGAGGGUGAAUUCAGAAUGAGUGGCUCACUGGCCAAAAACUGUUUAAUUGUUCCUGAGUGUGUGUGAGUGUGUGUAUUUGUGCGUGUGUAUAGGUAACUGCCAAAAUAAAGGCACCUUGGCAUAUAUUCUACAAGUGUCUGGAACUCUAUUGGAGGGAUGUGACAAAUGUUCCCUCUAAACUCUACACGGGCGCACAGCUCCCCGGGACUGCCGUACAGAAGAAAUAUCAGUCCGCGCAGAGAAGAACAAGGUUGAACUUCACUCAACUUUCUACAGUUUUCCCCCUUAACACUAUCAAAAGGCCCCUUUACUGUGGGAAGUGUGAUCGAAUCAACACAAUAUUAAUCACUUUCAGUGCAACAUCGCGAAACAAAAUGAAUUAUGUAAGAAUUAGUAUGCAAGGAGCCUCUCACAUUUGCUAGCUGUGCCACUAGAGAUCCUGGCUCAAGUCCAGGCUCUGUUGCAGCCGGCCGGGAGACCAAUGAGGUGACGCACAAUUGUGUCAGCUUCGCCCGGGUUAGGGGAGGGUUUGGCCGGCAGGGAUGUCCUUGUCACAUUGUGCUCUAGCGACUCCUGUGGCAGGCUGGGCACAGUGCACACUGACACGGUCGCCAGGUGUACGGUGUUUCCUCCGACACAUUGGUGUGGCUGGCUUCCGGGUUAAGCGGACAUUGUGUCAAGAAGCAGUUGGGUCAUGUUUCGGAGGACGCACGGCUCUCGACCUUUUCCUCUCCGGAGUACGUAUGGGAGUUGCAGCGAUGAGACAAGACUGUAACUACCAAUUGGAUACCACAAAAAAGGGGUAAAAGUUCAACAAAAAAUAAUAAUUAAAUAAAUGAGUAUGCAUAACUUUUUUAUUUUAUUUUUAUUUCACCUUUAUUGAACCAGGUAGUCUAGUUGAGAACAAGUUCUCAUUUGCAACUGCGACCUGGCCAAGAUAAAGCAAAGCAGUUCAACACAUACAACAACACAGAGUUGCACAUGGAAUAAACAAACAUACAGUCAAUAAUACAGUAAAAAAAAGUAUAUAUACAGUAUGUGCAAAUGAGGUAGAAUAAGGGAGGUAGGCAAUAAAUAGGCCAUGGUGGUGAAGUAAUUACAAUAUAGCAAUUAAACACUGGAGUGAUAGAUGUGCAGAAGAUGAAUGUGCAAGUAGAGAUACCGGGGUGCAAAGGAGCAAGAUAAAUAAAUAAAUACAGUAUGGGGAUGAGGUAGUUGGAUGGGCUAUUUACAGAUGAGCUAUGUACAGGUGCAGUGAUCUGUGAGCUGCUCUGACAGCUGGUGCUUAAAGCUAGUGAGGGUGAUGAGUCUCCAGCUUCAGUGAUUUUUGCAGUUCGUUUCAGUCAUUGGCAGCAGAGAACUGGAAGGAAAGGCGGCCAAAGGAAGAAUUGGCUUUGGGGGAGACCAGUGAGUGUCACGGCCGAUGAAAGAACUGGACCAAAGCACAGCGUAGUGAGCGUUCAUUUUCCCUUUAUUUAAAAUGAUGCCAACAAAAAAAUAAACCAUACAAAACGACCGUGAAGCGUAAGGGCUAUAGUGCCACAAACAAAGACAACUACCCACAACAAAAGGAGGGAAAAAGGGAUACCUAAGUAUGGUUCCCAAUCAGAGACAGCGAUAGACAGCUGUCCCUGAUUGAGAACCAUACCCGGCCAAAACAUAGAAACACAAAAUCAUAAAAAAAAAACAUAUAAUGCCCACCCCAAAUCACACCUUGACCAAACCAAAUAGAGACAUAAAAAGGCUCUCUAAGGUCAGGGCGUGACCGUGAGAUAUUCCUGCUGGAGCGCGUGCUACGGGUGGGUGCUGCUAUGGUGACCAGUGAGCUGAGAUAAAGCGGGGCUUUACCCCAAUUUUGGAUUGGAGAUACUUAAUGUGAGUCUGGAAGGAGAGUUUACAGUCUAUCCAGACACCUAGGUAUUUGUAUUUGUCCAUAUAUUCUAAGUAAGAACCGUCCAGAGUAGUGAUGCUGGAUGGACGGCCAGGAGCGUGCAGCGAUCGGUUGAAGAGCAUGCAUUUAGUUUUACUUGCAUUUAAUUGGAGGCCACGGAAGGAGAGUUGUAUGGCAUUGAAGCUCAUCUGGAGGUUAGUUAACACAGUGUCCAAAGAAGGGCCAGAGAUAUACAGAAUGGUGUCGUCUGCGUAGAGGUGGAUCAGAGAAUCACCACCAGCAAGAGCGACAUCAUUGAUGUAUACAGAGAAGAGAAUCAUCCCGAGAAUUGAACCCUGUGGCACCCCCAUAGAGACUAUGGAGUACGACUGCCGGUGCGGCAUAACCAAUCGGAACUGUAGUCGGCCUAUAUGCUUAUGGACCUGUGCCAUUCACUUUGAACUGGACUGUUUACAGCAUGAGCGGUCGUGAGCAAUGCACUUGUUUUGAGAUCAAAGUGAGAACUCCAUGUAGCCACGUGUGCAUAUUUGUUCAUAUCCUUUGCUAUGUAAGUUAUUAGCCCAGUUAUAGAUCAUUUGUAGUGGGCAAUGGGGGAGUGAUUGCUUCCUACAAGAGCUGAAAACGUGUACAUUGUUAGACAUCUUUGAAAAGUGAGUCAGGCAAAGAGCUUUUUUUUGUCUUAGUGGCAGUGUUGUAUUUUGAGACAGGUUUGAAUAAGCUAAGUAGCCAAUAGGCAGAGAGUAGCAUCAUUUGUCUGAUUAUCUGUAAUAAUGGUAUGGGAAUAAUAAUGCAUCUUAUUUUGUAAUGGGGUUUCUUGCAUCGAACAACACAUUUUCAGUGACCUUGUCUGAAGGACAAGUGGAUAAACGGGUUAAUGUCAAGUCUUGCAUGUUUUUAAAAGUCUUGUAGACUGAAUGACAGAACAGCAAUUUCCAUGUUCAAAUGUUAUGGUAUGCAUUUUAUCCAUUUUUUUUGAUGGAAGGCAACUUUGAUAGGCCUACAGUAUGAUCAAGUAGCCUACUUCACCACUGUCUGACACUGUAACUUAAAGCUGGUACAGCCUGUGUUCACAGCAAACAUGCACUGGAAGUUGCACAGACCUGACAUUUGAUCAGUGGUAAAAAAAAAAGAAAAAGGAGGGAACAUUGGAUGUGACCAUAUACUUCCACAAGAAGGUGGAAAACGCUGUCUCAGGCACCGCUCCAGAAUCUCCCAUAAGUGUUCAAUUGGGUUGAGAGCUCAUAUACACACCCCCUUUUGAGACCCCUCUUUCAAAGUCACUGAGAUCUGCUCUUUCAGCCAUGGUAGCCAAAAUAAUCGUUAACUGGGCAUUUUUAUACAUGACCCUAAGCAUGAUGGGAUUGCUUAUUUAACUCAGGAACCACACCUGUGUGGAAGCACCUGCUUUCAAUAUAAUUUGCAUACCUCAUUUACUCAAGUGUUUCCUUUAUUUUGGCAGUUACCUGUGUGUGAGCAAGUCUACAGUCAUUGGAGCAAGCACUAUAAACACUGUUUCACCUGCACGUUUUGUAAUGCUUGAGAGGUACUUUGUAUUUAUUGUAUUUUUAUUUAACUAGGCAAGUCAGUUAAGAACAAAUUAUUAUUUGCAAUGACGGCCUACAGGUGUAUUUUGGCUGAUUGUGUUGUUGUAGCCUAGGCCAGAUUAGAUACUAGUGCAUAGAAGGCGCAUGUAAUGUAAUGUAAUGUAUCUACCAAUUUACUCUGCAUGAUGGCAGCGAAUAUUGUCUAGUAUAAAUAUCGGGAGUAUUGAAUGGAAGUAUUUGCGUCGAGUUUUCCCACCACCCAACAUCUAUCCUUUAGUGCGUCUCUUGGUGCUGUUGCCAUGGAAACGGAGCAGACCUAAUUACUGCUUGAGUCUCCACCCUGCGAGAGAACAAAAAAAAGUCUAUAGUCAUAUGGAAUCUAAGUCUUACCUGCCGAGUCUAAACCAACGUAGUCUUUUGGCCUACAGAAAUAUACCAUACAAAUGAAAAGUUGCCUUUAGUCUAUAGAGAAUUGGAUGCAGACAAGUCAAAAGAUAGGUUAUUGAAUUGCAUUGUUUGUAUUAACUAAGUAGCUCGUGUGCUGUAUAAUUUAUUGCCCGGCACAGCCAGAAGAGGACUGGCCACCCCCCAGAGCCUGGUUCCUCUCUAGGUUUCUUCCUAGGUUCUGUCCUCUAGAGAGUUUUUCCUAGCCACCGUGCUUCUACAUCUGCAUUGCUUGAUGUUUGGGGUUUUAGGCUGGGUUUCUGUACAGCACAUUGUGACAUCGGCUGAUGUAGAAAGGGCUUUAUAAAUACAUUUGAUUGCAUGGCUCACGACGACAGCCUGUGUAGGCCUAUUUUCUUUUGCUUAUACUUGACCCCGUGUCGUUGUUUUUGAAUUGAUUUAGAUAUGCUGUUGUAAUUGAAACAAAGACAACACAAAGUUUGGGGCAGAGUAUGUUCAUAUUUUUCCUCUAAUCGCUGAAAUAUAUGAACAAGUCCAUCGGUGCGGGACGCCUUUUCCUCUUGACAGCCCCAGGUUGAGAAAGUGAAUGAUCGAGCAUGCGCAGUUGAGGUUUGUGACAUAUUGCAAGGAAGCAGAGAACAAGAGAGGCAGGCGAGGGAGAUGUUUUAAAUUUACUUGGAAAAACUAGGAAAAGGUGAGAUUCACUUGGAUCAAAGUAGUUUUAGCUACUGCUAAUACAGUGUUCUGGGUGGUGUUGGGAACACAGUGGGGGCAUCAUGAACUCCGAGACACAGGAAUCUGGUGAGUCUCACAAUGGUUCAAUGGCAGUGGUGUAUUUUUCUGUCUUUAUAAAUGAGUUUGUGUGUCUUUCAGCAGGGGGCUCUGACCUGGAGUCUGACUUCAACUGGGAUGAAUAUCUGGAGGAGAAUGGAGUAUUGGCGGUUCCACAUCACGCCUUCAAACAUGUGGACCGUAGCCUGCAGACAGGGCUGGCCCCAGGGAUGAUGCUGGAGGUGUCUGUGCGUUCGGAGCCUGACCAACCCUACUGGGUGGCUACCAUCAUCACUGUCUGUGGCCAACUGCUGCUGCUGCGCUAUGAGGGUUACCACGACGACCGACGAGCAGACUUCUGGUCUGACAUCAUGACCUCUGACCUCCACCCUCUGGGGUGGGGUAGGCAGCAGGGGCGACCAAUGAGACCACCCGAUGGUGUUUGUGAGAAACAUGGUGACUGGGAGGCUGUCCUAGAGGAGGCUCUGGCUCAGGGAGGGAGUGCACCAGCACACCUACUGCAGGGGGCUCAGACAGGGGGAGACCCAGCAGACCUGUUUCCCAUGGGGUGGUGUGUGGAGCUGCAGGACAGUGUGGACCCAGGGGUGGCCUGGGGGGCGCAGGUGGAGGACAACAUAGGGGGCCGUCUGUGUCUGCGCUACGCUGGGACAGAGGGGCUCACCCAGUCACUGGCCAGGCGAUGGGUAUUCUACCUGGACCCCCUCCUGCACCCACCUGGCUGGGCUGAGGAGAACAGCUGCUCUCUCACCCCACCUGCUGUGCUUCGUAGUUUGCGCAGUGAAGCAGAGUGGGAGGAGGUGAGAAAGACCAUCAGACAGCCUAAAGAAGAAUCCUUCAAUCAAGACUUCUUUAAGGACAGGCCAGUCCUCUCUCCUCACUGCUUCUCUGAGGGGAUGAAGUUGGAGGCGGUGAAUCCCGCUGCCCCCUUCAACAUCAGCCCAGCUACUGUCACCAAGGUGUUGAGCGAACAGUACUUCCUGGUGCAGAUGGACAGCCUACCGGGAGACAGUGAGGGGGCGGGGACUGGCUCAUCCUUCCUCUGUCACCAUGGAAGCACUGAAAUCUUCCCUGUCCAGUGGAGCCUUAAAAAUGGGGUACCCCUCAGUCCCCCUCCAGGUUACCAGGGUCAGGACUUUGACUGGGCGUAUUACCUGAAACAGUGUGGCGCAGAGGGAGCGCCAGAGAGCUGUUUUCCUGUGGAGCAGGGUGAUCAUGACUUUGUUGAGUUCAUGAGGCUGGAGGCGGUGAAUCCCAUCGCUCCUAAAUACAUCCACAUGGCAACUGUGACCAGGGUCAGAGGUCAGCACAUCUGGCUGGGUCUAGAAGGGUUGAAGCAGACUCUGCCUGACAUCAUCACGCAUGUGGACUCUCUGGACAUCUUUCCAGUCAGUUGGUGUGAGAGUAACGGCUACCCCCUCCAACACCCCUCCAAAGCUACAGCUCCGAGGAAGAGCUGUGUGGCCGUGGUGCAACCAGAGAAGCAAUCUCAACUUAAAGCCACGCCCCAUGCAGCGAGGCAGCAGGAUCUGAGCCAAUCAGAGAGCGCUCAGGGGAAUGGAAAGUACAGCUGCCCAAAGAUCUUCUUCAACCACCUUUGUUUCUCUGGCCCCUACCUGAACAAGGGCCGCAUCGCAGAGCUGCCCCAGAGCAUAGGCCCCGGCAACUGUGUCCUGGUGCUGAAAGAGGUGUUGACGCUCCUGAUCAGCUCGGCCUACAAGCCCAGCCGGGUGCUGAGGGAGCUGCAGCAGGACCGAGAGCUGAGGCGGCACGGCCAGGGAGAGACUCUCAAGGCCAAGUACAAAGGGAAGAGUUACCGGGCCACUGUAGGGAUUUCCCGUACGGCUGACCAGGUGGCUGAGUUCUGCAGGAAGACAUGUGUAAGGCUGGAAUGCUGCCCCAACCUGAUCACACCUCACAUGGUGCGGGAACACUGCUCAGAGAACUGUUCCCUGCUCACCAAGACUAAAUACACUCAUUACUACAGUAAGAAGAAGACCAAGCGCAUUGGCCGUCCCCCUGGCGGUCACACUAACCUGGAUAUCAGCACCAAAGAGGGGAGCAGGAGGAAGAAGAGGAAGCCCCUGUCUGUCUGCAAAAAACACCUGUUUACCUCUGUGGACAGCACCCCUGCUUGCUCCCCACUGGGUAGUGGAGAGGAGGAGGAGGACCUGGAUGAGGACUACUCUCUGAGUGAGUCGGGCUCAGAGCAGCAGGGUGACUCUGAGGUGUUAGAGAGGAAGUCCCAGCCCGCCUUUCCCCGUCCCACCCCUAUAGAACCUCGCCCUCGGGAAGGACCCCGCCGCCAGCGCAGGAAAACCCCCCAAUUAACCUCCUACUCAGAUGAUGAGAACCAGCCCCCCUCACCUACGAGUGGGCGGGUGGAGGUGCAGGAGAAGCUGCAUCUGGACAGCAGUCCUCUGGGCUGGAGCAUCACUGACGUGACUCACUUCAUCAGAACCACUGACUGUUCCCCGCUGGCACGCAUAUUCAGGGACCAAGAGAUAGAUGGCCAGGCCCUGCUGUUGCUGAGCCUGCCCACAGUACAGGAGUGUAUGGGGCUGAAGCUGGGCCCUGCCAUCAAACUGUGUCACCUUAUAGAGAGGGUCAAACUGGCCUUUUACCAGCACUUUGCCAGCUGAUGAGUGUGUGUGUCUAUGCGCAUGCAUUAUGUACACUGUUGUUUUCAAUGAUGUGUAUAAACCCUGGAUGACUGAUAGGGGGCGUUUUAUUGAAGCCACCCCACAGCGAUCUCUGUACAUCUCCAUUGUAAAAAAGAUGUUGAAAGCUAUAGAAUCGUAGAAUGUGGCCAAUACAUAGCAUCAGCAAUCCAGGGCUUAUAUACAUCAUUGGUUGUUAUGUAUAUUAUAUGCUGCUCCAGGAUGGACACCGUUUAUAGCCUAAACUGUUCACCCCUGGAAUAUGUGACUGAAUUCUGUAUCUUUCAGGGAUUUCAUGUUUGUUUACCAUUUGUUUGUACACUGUGGAGGGGAAUUGAAAAGCACAAGAUAAUUGUACAAAGUCAUGAUGGAAUUAUUUUCCAUCCAUUCAUCACUUAAGACUUUGGUUGAAAUGAAAACCCAACGUAAAGUAUAUAAACAAAAUAGAUCUGGAUACCAGUUUAGGUACUAGUUUACCUCUUAUUAAUGCAAAGCCCCCUCAUUGUGAAACACUAGACAUGUUGAAUCUGUAUAACCGCACCUUAUGUGGGGAGACAUAUUUGCACUACCAUCACCAGGUUUUUACAUCGGUCUACAAGGUUAGGGUAAUCGAUUUCACUGACUUCACAGACUUUUGGGGAUGGUUUCCCACACAGAUUAAGCCUGGUCCUAGACUAAAAAGCAUCUUCAGUGGAGAUUCUCCAUUGAAAAUGGUUCUUAGUCCAGGAAUAGUCUUAAUCUCUGUCUGUGAAAUGCAAUGAAUCUUAAAUGCAUCCUAUUAGAUUCUCAACGGGUUAGGCUGUUCUUGAUCUUUUUGUCUUUAUGAUGACUAUGAUCACUUUAGUUGUGUGUACUAUAUAUAGUAAGUCAGUCACUAGUUGUGUGUACUAUAGUAAGUCAGUCACUAGUUAUGGGUGUUCAUUGGGUGGUCGACAGGGUUAUAAGAUGGUCCUGACAAUUAUGGACGUUUCCGAUCAAAAAGUAUUUUAUUAUUGAGGACCUGUUUGGCCUCAUUUUACCUCUUGUAUUUUGCAGCUUGAUCAAAGUAUAAACUGAACCAUUUUUUAAGUAUUUGUAAAGAUUGAAUGUCAACUAUGGUAAAAGCGUUUUGCUGAUUGCUUUGAGUAAAACAUUUAUUGAUUUAUAUAAAAAAGAAUUACAGUAAGUGACUUAAAAGAAUUAUGUAGGAUAAUACUCAUGCUAUCUCUAAAGAAUGAACUGUACUCAAGGCAGAACUGUGCCAUGUUUGAGACAUUCCCUGUUAUUUAUGCUCAUUAUCACCUUCCACAUCAGCUUGUCGUUUCAUUCAGGGCUUUCAUUGAAAGUCUUCAUGUUUCUAUUCCCGUUCACUUGAUCGAUUACUUGAUUUUACAUUCCUGUUGCUCACGUUGAAAAUAAGUUCUGGUAGAUGAGUCAACUAAAGGGGUUUCUCAUGAAACAAUCUAAAAUGUAAAUGGUUUGUGGAUGUUUUCAAUGUGAAUAUGUUAACAGAAUGAUUUUUAUUGCUUUUAAAAGUAAUAAACUGCAAUUCUAUCA
Salvelinus fontinalis (brook trout) is the source of this 10224-nucleotide messenger RNA. Its product is annotated as scm-like with four MBT domains protein 1. Gene Ontology annotation, cellular component: nucleus. Lineage: Eukaryota; Metazoa; Chordata; Actinopteri; Salmoniformes; Salmonidae. Gene Ontology annotation, biological process: regulation of DNA-templated transcription. The transcript is spliced from 24 exons. Gene Ontology annotation, molecular function: protein binding. The record is from RefSeq and is a predicted model, not a curated record. The coding region runs from base 6016 to 8670 and encodes 884 amino acids.